AACUUAAAAGAACGCUUCCUGUGAAAUGCCGAGCACAGCGCAGGGUUAGGGAGAGCAGCUCGGUUCGGAGGUCCGGUCUGGUCCAUUCCGCCUCAGUUCAGCCUGUUUUAUCAUUUUAUCUGCUGUACUGGUAGGAGCCGCUGGGAGUUCGGGUCCGGUCCGGUCCGGACCGGCUGGUGCCGUCCACUUUAAUUCAAUCUACUCGCUGACGGUUCCCUAAACUCGCUCCAGCGCGUUGAAGGCAUCACCAUGUUGUCAGCCCUGCAGUCGACCCAUGACCUUGCCCUGGCCUGUGGUCGCUGCUGCGUCCAGGAGAACCAGAUCACCUUCACACUGAGACCUGGCCAGCACUGCUGUGAGCAGCAGGUGCUGCUCUGCAGAGCCAAGGGGGGCCGUGUUUGGAGGCCGGUCUCCAAACGGCCAACGUUUCCAAACCCAAAGCGAUACGAAGUGUGCUGGCACUUCAAGGAGGGUCAUGGCUGCACGGUGCACAAGAACCGCUGCACCUACGCCAGGAGCGAUGAGGAAGCUGCAGUGUGGACGUUUGAAAAGCAACAUGGGAUGGACCAUCAGCAACUCUGCAGCAUGUUGGCUCAGUCCAAGAGCAAUGCUGAGCAGAAACCCAGUGCAGGAGAAGCUCAACUAGAUCUGCUGGCUGCUCUGGAUCUGAAGGUCGCUUGUGAUUUAUGCUCCAACCAGGACAAUGAAGUCACAUACAGCAUCCAGCCGGUUAUCCACAAGUGCAGCAGGAGUCUCCUCCUAGUUAAAGGGAAGGCCUCCCGCCAGUGGAAGGUUGUCUCUGAGCGGCCCACAGGUGCACACAUGGGUCCCGGAGUCGUUUAUAAAGUAUGCGAUUACUUUGUCGCGGGUUCUGGGUGUACCAAGCACACUCUGGGUCAGGGCUGCACUUACGCCAGGAGCUCUGAGGAGGCCGCUGUGUGGAACCACCUCAAAGAGAAGAAGAUCAGUAAAAGUGAGUUAAUCAGACACGUAGCUGAGUUGGACCCAGGUCCAGAAACUGCAGAACAGGCAGCUCAGAGCAUUCUCCAGAACUUCUCUGGUAAGUUCAUCGAGUUCUGCAAACAUUGUUUUCUGGAGCGGCCAAUGAAACUGUCACCAAAGCGGUGGAACGAGACGUGCUCUGCAGACGCAGCUCACCACUGGGAGCCGGUGUUGGUGCACCACCUGUCAGAUGGCGGGGCCAAGCACACCAUGAGUCAGGUGCGGCCCCCACCUCCUCACCGCCACUUCACCUUCUGCAGCCACGUCAGGCAGGGGAAGCCCUGCUGGCACCAGGCCGGCCACUGCCAGAAGGCCCAGAGCGAGGUGGAGAUGGCCGUGUGGAAGGUGGAGCGCAGCGGCCUCUCCGUCCGGCCUCAGCUCCUCCAGCUGAGUCGGCAGCGCCACCCGCAGGCCGAACAGGUCUCCAUCUUCUGCAAGGUGUGCCUCUUGCUGCUGUCAUCCCCAGAGAGCUUCUACAAGCACUGCAGCAGCCUGGAACACGCCCAGCUGUUGGCGCAGGACACCACCACCAGGUGGAGACAACGGCAGCCUCCACACAACCGCCGGGCGGAGCUGUGGCUCUGUGACAGACCAAAAACCUGCGAAUAUGGAUCCAAGUGUCCUAAAGCUCAUUGUGAGGAGGAGCUGCAGGAGUGGAUAAUGAGAUGUGCAGAGGAAGAGGAGAUCAAACACAGCAUUGAGACUCAGGGCCUGAUGUGCUACAACCAGCAACUUCUGGAUGAUUACAGGAACAGCAGCAAUGAAGUCUACGUGCUGUCUGAACAGGUCGAUGAUGUCAGCGUCUCCUGUGAUAAAGAUUUAACUGUGGAGAGAGAAAACCUCUCUACAGCCCUCAGAUGGACCUUCACGGUGGAGACAGAGAGACAGCUGCUGCAUGUGGCUUUGCUGAAGCAGGAACCAGGAGCUUCAUUCAGCCUCACUGAUAACAGCUCGGAACCAUGCAUCUACUCUGCAGGCGAAAGGUUCCUCGGUGACAAUAUGACCUAUGCCAUCACCGUAUCGUUCACAUCUACACACCCAGGCUUGUAUGAACAGUGGUUGGUGCUAGAUUUUGGAAUGAGACCAGUCCUCCUGAAGAAACUGAAGGUGAGAGUUGGCCAGCAGUCAGUGGAUGACACUGAGGAACAAGUCUUCAAUCAUGGCAUCAUUCUACAAAGUGCAGAGCGCUGGAAUCGAGGGAACAGGGUUAUAAUACCCUGUUCAUACAGAACAGAAAAACAGGAAGAGUUGAUGAAGGAGUACAAGCCUCCACAGCUAAGCCUUCUCUGUAAGCCCUCUAGUUACAGCCAAACAGCACUGACAGCUGAAAACUACAAGACAAAGAUGCAUGAGUUCCUGUACAAUGAGGAGAGAGCUGAGGACCAAGUGGUUUCAAGACUAAAUGUUUGUGGACAAAUUACAACAAUGACUAUGUUGAACGAUCUAAAGUUCGGGAUGGAGUUUGCUCGUCAGGGAGAACUUCUCUGUUCUGUUUCCAUUCCUUAUAAGCUGACCAUGGACAGUCCUGAAGGACUGGUACUGAAACGAAACGUCCAGUCAGCCCUGAUAGCUCCUGUAGACUCUCUCCAUCCAAAGUCCAAGGUCUAUGAAGCCAAGGUUCUGAACCUCAGAACCAAUGAGAACCAGAUACACCUACAGCUGUCUAAACAGUGCUGCUCUGAUCUUUCUCUCAAAGACAACCAAUCUUAUCAAAUGGAGGUCCAGUUUCAGUUGGACCGCCUCAGCUUAUGUACCAUGCACAAAGCUGUAGACCUGCUUCCUGAUACCACCAGAGUCCUGCCAGACCUCAAGAAUUGUGGCGUUCCUGUCAGUGAUGCCACCUACGAGAACCUGAACUCCAAACAGCAGUCUGCACUUGGCUUCAUAACAGGGAACCAUGAUGGAGGAAAGUUGACUGCACCUCUGCUCAUUUAUGGACCUUUUGGAACCGGGAAGACCUUCACCAUUGCUACAGCAGCCAUCGAACUUUGCAGGCAUCCGCAGAACAAAAUCCUGAUUUGCACCCAUACCAACAGUUCUGCAGACCUGUAUGUCAGAGAACACUUUCAUCCUGCCAUCAGUAAAAAUAACAAACUGAAGCCAAUUCGAAUAAAAGCCAACAGUGAAAAGGCUCUGUUUGCCACAGAUGAGAUCACCUUAAAAUACAGUUUUCUCUCUAAAGAUAGAAAGUAUUUUCUGCCCCCAACCAAAGCUGUUCUGGAAGACCACAAUGUAGUUGUGACAACAGCAACAAUGGCAGGACAGUUUCAUGACCUGAAUCUUGCAGACGGACUCUUCACCCACAUACUGAUCGAUGAAGCCUCCCAGAUGCUGGAAUGUGAAGCUUUGUUGGCCCUGAGUCUCGCUGGGCCAAACACCAGAGUUAUUCUCGCUGGAGAUCACAUGCAGAUGGGACCACAACUCUUCUCUGUGGAUGACCACCGUCGAUCAGACUGCACGCUCCUCACUCGUUUGUUCCACUACUAUCAAGGACAAAAAUGUGACGCCGCCCAGAGCAGCAGGAUCAUCUUUAGUCAGAACUACCGUUCAACCAAAGAGAUUGUAGAGUUUGUCUCCACUCAUUUUUAUGUUGGAAAGAGUGAUGUGAUUGAAGCCUCAGGAGACGUUCCAGCUCCUCCAAAUGAUCACGCUCUCCGGUUCCACCAUGUUCGGGGAGAAUGUGUCCUGGAUAUUGUGACUAUGUCUUGGUAUAACAAGCAAGAAUCUUCUAAAGUCACUGAGGUUGUGGAAGACAUUGUGAAGAACUGGCCAACAAACUGGGGGCCCAAGGACCUAAAAUCCAUUUGCGUUCUGUCAGAAGGCUCUCAGGUUCGCCAAAUUCGAUCCACCCUUUUAAGAAAAGACUUUUCUGAAGUAAACGUUGAAACUCUCGCAAACGUCCAAGGUAAACAGUUCAGAGCAGUCAUCCUAACAGCUGUACAAACCCGUGACAGCCUUAAAGAGUCCAACCCGUCUGGUCUGCCUCUCUUCAACGAUGCUCGUGUUUUAAACACUGCGAUGACCAGGGCUCAGUCUCAGGUGACGGUAGUUGGAGAUGCUGCAGCUCUCUGCUGCUUUGGGAAAUGCUCCAGGUUCUGGCAAAGUUUCAUCAUCCACUGCCUCAGCACCAACAGUGUAGAACCAAAGCAUUAUACCAAAGGGUUUUUUGAACAAGAUGUAGGAGAAACAGUGAGGUUUCAGAAGUUGGAAAUUAUAGAUGAGAAAACCAUGUCUGACUCAAUUCUGCAAGAGCUACAAGAUGAAUAUGAACAGAUGAAAACUGAAUAUAGUUCAGAUGAAGAGAGUUUGGAGUCUGAAGACUUUACCCACCAGAAGUUUGGAAAGUCUUCCAAAGUUUCUAGUGAUCGAGAACUGAUGGAGUUACGUGAAAAACAACCAGAGUUUUUCAAGAAAGGAAAGUUUGUGAAGGAGUCUUAUAACAGAGGACAUGUUGUAACAUUUCAUAAACCGACCGGGCGCAUACAUGUUCAAGGGAGAUCCAACAUGGGAAGGGCAUUCACAGGGGAUGAAGUGGUCGUACAAACAGCCAGGGGAGGGCAACCAGCUAGAGUUCUUGGUGUUGUCAAGGAAAAUGAAUCUGCCCGUAAAUUUGUAUGCUUCCUUGAGGAACAAGAUCACUCCAAGAGACCUGCAGCUACCAAUACUAGGUUUGUAAAACGGAUGAUGAUACCCGUCAAUAAAAAUACACCUAAAACAACCAUUCUGCUCCUGGAAAAAAGACGCAACUUUAUACCUGUAUGGGAGGAAAUCAGUGGAGUCUGGACAAUCAUAAGAUCUCACCAUGUCAGUGAGGUGAGGGACAAGGUUUUUGUAGUGCAGGCGAUUGGGUGGAAAGAAAGUUGUCUUUACCCUCUGGGAAAAGUCACAGAUGUUCUCCCAAACAGUGGGCCUCUUAAUGACAGACUUUGGUUGCUGAAAGAAGAAUUUGAGGUCAAAGAUACUAGUUUGGAUACAUAUGAAGGUCUUCCAAAUAAAGAUGAAGACAGUGAAAAGAGGCAGGAUGAAACUAAAACAAUCACAUUUACAGUUGACCCAGAAGGAGCAAAAGAUCUGGAUGAUGCCAUCAGCAUUAGAGAUACUGGAGACCAUUAUGAGCUGGGAAUCCACAUUGCAGAUGUGGCAAGUUAUGUGAGUCCAGGUGAUGAACUAGAUAAGCAUGCAGAAGAACGAGGUUCUACACAUUACCCCGGAGAAGAACCUAUUCAUAUGUUUCCUGGAAACUUGAGCACUGGCCAAUUCAGUCUUCUGCCACAUCAGGAUCGCAGGGUAGUCUCCUUGAUGCUCAAAGUGGAAAAAGAAACACACAAGAUUUUUGAAGAUCCAAAAUUUCAGCUGUCCAUGAUCAGGUCAAAAAGGCAGUUUACUUAUGAAGAGGCAGAGGAGAUCAUCACCCAAAGAUACAGAGACCCCCCCACAUUCAGCACAGAGGAGGACGGUGUCACUGUGGCCUAUCACUUUGCUAAAGUUCAAAGGAAGUUAAGACUGGGGAGAGAGUGGGCUUAUUACCAGUGUGAUGAUGACAGGUCGCCUGGGAAGCGUAAAGCCCACCAGAUGAUUGAAGAAAUCAGUCUGUUCUUUAACAACUAUACAGCAAAAUACUUAUGUAAGUCCAAAGCCAGAUAUCACACACCACUCCGCUGUCAGAGCAGCCCAGACCCUGAGAAGGUAGAGAAAUGGAAAGAAAAAUGUGGGGCAUUAAUAGAAUUGUCCUUUAGUGUCAACCAUGAUGAAAUAAGUCUGCCUAACUCUGAACUAAGCACUGAGCGUUUCCCCAUUUUGGAGACUGUGUGGAACGACAUCCAGUCAGCUCUGAGAGAAAACGACACAGACAAACUGGUGGACCUUGUGGCUGCGGAUGACAUCUACCCUCUGCUCCAACCUGUUCUUUAUGAGUUGCAAUGCUGCAGAAGCAAAGCAUAUUUAAUCCGUUCAAAAUCCUGUGAAGAAGCAGAAGUUGGACAUCAUUCUCUUAAGCUGAACCCUUACACACAAGCCUCCUCACCAAUAAGACGUUACAUGGACCUCAUCUUACAGAGGCUCCUGCACUCUUUCAUAUGUAACAAUGAUCUCCAGUAUACUCGUACUCAGAUUACUGAUCUGUGUCAUCAGUUUGACCCCACCUCAAAGAAAGUUAAGCAAUUUGAGCAAAAGGCUCAACAAGUCUUUUAUGCAGUGAGCACAAAACAGCAGAGUGCACCAAAGCUAGCCUUUGUUAUUUCUGCAGAUCCAGAGGAAGAGAGCUUCAAGGUGUCAUUUCCAUUCAACAGGAACAUAUUUCGUCUGCCUUUGUCCGUUAUGUUCAGUGAAUUACAGUUAGAGGACCAACCAGUUUAUGACUCUGAAAAAAAAUACAUCAUGCUCAAAUGGAAAAGGCGGAUAUAUGCAGCUGACGAGAGGCUGAUCCACCAAGAGUUGACCAAGAUGUCAGGUCGUGGUCCAUGCAUUGAGGUUCCUCUGACAGUUUGGAAAGCUAUGAUUGAAGCAGUUCAAACAGAAAAUCUGGAUCAGGCCAAGUCCCUCCUGAUGGACACCAUUCCACUUCAAUCAGAAAACCUGGACCAGCCCAAGUCCCUAGAUUCACCUUCUACUUUCCAGCACUAUGCUGACAUUGAUCUUCACCUGCAGCCAGGUGGUACCAUGCAGCUGCAAAUGACAUCAGAAGGGAGUAGAGGUCGUCACAUGCCUGUUAUUCAGCUGGUGCACAUUAAACCAAUGUUUGAGAUUUGUGUCCAGCAUGUCCACAACCCCAUCUUAUGUUAUACCCAGUCAGCACAAGAGCCAGCAAAGACUUUCUAUAAAAACACAAAACAAUACGUGGAGAUCUGGAAACCCAUCUGUGAGAUGGAAUCUGCAGCGAAUUCAGUGGAGGAAAGUAAUGGCAUCAUCAUUGAGAAUCUGGAGGUAAAGUUCACUAAGCGGCUGGAAGGCACCAUGACUGGAACAUUUUUCUUACAUCAGAAAUGGAUCACAGAUUGGGUCAUUGAAUGCAACCUUGCUAAGUGCUUGCUUUGCUUUCGGAAAAGAGGUCUGAAAUUACUUUUACCUAUAGAACAUUCUGCACCGGUCGACCCAAAAGAGUUUACUUGGGUGGCUCAUGGCUUCACAACUAAAGUAGAUUCUAGAGAAACUGGAAGUGAAGUGGAUUUCCAUGUCAGUCACCUCCCAAUGGAACAUGUUCCUGAAUGUGUUUUUAAGAGAAACACUCUUUUCACUGCCGAGAUCAUCCCAAAGCUCCUGCCUGACAUCCGGAAAGAAGCUGCUGUUCUCAACCUUGAGACAGCAUGUGACCUAGUCAAGAGGAUUGCACUAGGCCAGAAGAUUCCCAAAAAAAUUAUGCCAAGCAGUGUGCUGAGACACCAGAUCUCCAGGACAGAGUUACCAGCAAAACUGCCAAAGCUUAAUGACAGUCAGCUUCAAGCGGUUGCAGCUGCUCUAAAUAACAACUUUACCCUGAUACAAGGACCACCAGGAACUGGGAAGACGGUGGUGGGCGUGAAUAUUGUGUACUGGUUUUUGAAGAUGAACUCUGAGAACCCCAGGAUAUCUGAAGACCCAAGAGACAAAGACAAAAAGGAAGUCAUUCUCUACUGCGGUCCGUCCAACAAGUCAGUGGACGUUGUUGCAGAGUAUUUGAUGAGUUUUAAGGAGAGUCUUCGGAUCCUCAGAGUCUACGGCCAGCAAGUAGAGAACGUUGAAUACCCUUUUCCAAACAGUGACUUGCAGUUUUCCCACAGGUCACUUCGCCAGGACAAGUCCAACCCAGAGCUCAGGAGCAUCACUCUGCACCAUCGCAUCCGUGGGCCACAAAACCCCUUUUCAACAAAAAUAAAAAUAUUUGAUGAACAGAUUUGUGAAUGGCUCGAGAAAGUCUGGACUGCUGAGGAAGUGAAAGAAUACAGGAACCUUCUCAGAGAUGCUCGGAUAUAUGAGCUGAAGAGACAUGAUAUCAUCCUGUGCACGUGCACACAGUCAUCCACCCCCAUCCUCUCCUCCACCGUCAGUGCACGUCAGAUCCUGAUCGAUGAAAGCGCAAUGGCCACUGAACCCCAGACUCUGAUUCCGUUAGUCUGCAACAACCCAGAACAGGUGGUGCUGAUUGGGGACCACAAACAGCUUCAGCCAAUCGUGAAGAACCAGAGCGUGAAGAAGCUGGGAAUGUCCAGGUCUCUUUUUGAGCGCUACUACACAAGGCACCAUAAAAACACGGCUGUGAUGCUGGACACCCAGUACAGAAUGCACCAGGACAUCUGUGAGUUUCCCUCAAAGCAAUUUUAUGAGAGCAAGCUGAAGACUGGUGUGGAGCAGCUGAGCAGCCUCCUGCGUGUUAACGGAAAGACUAUGCCAAUUGUGUUUGGACAUGUUGAAGGAGAAACUGUUCGUUUGGUGGUGAAGACGGCAAAGGGCAACAACAAAUCUAAAGUCAACCACAAUGAGAAAGAGAAUGUGACAAAGAUUGUUGAAAUGCUCGUAAAAGCAGGAGUGGAUGAGAUGAGCAUUGUGGUUCUGUCUCCUUAUAACGCCCAAGUAGCAGAGAUCCGAGAGGAGCUGACCAAGAUGGAACUAGGAGGAAUUACAGUGACCACAAUCACAAAAAGUCAAGGGAGCGAGUGGCGCUACGUGAUUCUCUCCACAGUCUGCUCCGUUCCCAGCGAUGAGAUUGAGAAGGAACCGGACGGCGCCUGGAUGUCUGAACAUGUUGGUUUUGUAGACGACCCCCACCAGAUCAACGUAGCCAUCACCAGAGCCAAGGAAGGGCUGUGCAUCAUCGGCAACCAGAAGCUGCUGCGACUCAGCCGCUCGUGGCGCCACCUGCUGGACCACUACAGUCUGCACAGCGCAGUGACGGAUGCAGAGAAGAUCUCUGUCUGAAGCCAAUCAACAGCUGGGACGGAAACCACGGCAACCACAGGCCGCUCAUGUGUCACUGCCAGACGCUUUGAUGAUUUUACAUUAAUUAUUGAAUUAUUGAUGUCUGUUUGAUGAAUUUCUAUGUAAAGCUGAAAAUCAUGUUUGUUGAGAAUAUUAAUGCUGCUUCACAGCUGAACUGAUCCCAGGAAACAAACAGGUCCGGUUCUGAUCCGGUACUGAUUCUGAAUACAAUCACUGAUCUCAGGUUUUUAUGGCUGGAAGAAAUAAUCUCUGAUGUUUUACUUUAAGGAGCAUCAUUUGAAAUAUAAAUAAUUGUUGUUGUUUUUUGGUCUCAUUAAACUGGGUUAAACAACUCAAAUGUUUCGGUUCAUUUUAAAGCUCCGCUCCAGACCAGAACCUGGUUUUGGAUCGAAGCAUUUCCACUGUCAACCACAGCACCGUUGCUAGGCAACAGGAACCGGUUUCAAACCGGAUGGAGAUGCUUUUGAGUCGGGUGCUAGAAUCUGUGGGAUCUGCUCUCCAUCGGCUCCAAUGCGGAUCAAACAUCACCAUGGU
This is a messenger RNA of Gambusia affinis (western mosquitofish), 9447 nucleotides long. Its product is annotated as helicase with zinc finger domain 2-like. The transcript has 20 exons. The coding region runs from base 250 to 8892 and encodes 2880 amino acids. The record is from RefSeq and is a predicted model, not a curated record. Lineage: Eukaryota; Metazoa; Chordata; Actinopteri; Cyprinodontiformes; Poeciliidae. Gene Ontology annotation, molecular function: 5'-3' DNA helicase activity; RNA binding; metal ion binding.